Corylus avellana is the source of this 372-nucleotide messenger RNA. The record is from RefSeq and is a predicted model, not a curated record. NCBI's taxonomy places the organism in Eukaryota, Viridiplantae, Streptophyta, Magnoliopsida, Fagales, Betulaceae.
AGUCCACAGCAGUCACCAGAGCUUAGAUUAGGGUUUUGAGAUUCUCACAUUUUGGCUUCGCACAGAGAGCAAUCGAUCGAAGAAAAAAAAAUGGAGGGCGGAGACGACGGAGGGAUAGAUAGAGUGGUGGACUCGAAGGACUUGCAGCAACAGAGCAAAGCCCUCGACAAGCUCACCGACCGCGUCGAAGAUCGCCAGCUGGACUCCACUCGCGUCCAAGAGGCGAUGGCGUCGAUCGCUGCAUCAGGGGAAGCGGACUGGAACGCUGCGAGAAUGAGAGAGAAAGAACUGGCUGCAGUUAAGAUCAGGGCAGCGGAUGUUGACAUAAUUGCAAAUGAACUAGAGGUUGGGUACGUAUUUGACGCCAAAUGA